Messenger RNA from Phaedon cochleariae (mustard beetle), 1361 nucleotides. The record is from the annotation of a GenBank genome assembly. Lineage: Eukaryota; Metazoa; Arthropoda; Insecta; Coleoptera; Chrysomelidae.
GACCAUUAACGGAGCAUAGCACUCCCGAAAGUCGCAAAUAAAAAAUAACACUGUUUUAUAUUUCAACAACUUUCCACGCUUCGGACCUCAACCUCACAUUGUAGUUUGUUGUGUAAACAAAAAAGGUACAGUCAGUGUGAUAGUGAUAUUGCCACGUUACAACAACAUCAAUACAUUUUAAAACGGAAUUGUUUUGAUUUGUAUGUAAAACGACUGUAUUUAGUGUAUUGUUGACGUAUGUUAUGUGAAAGCACCAGACAAGCAUAGUUGAAGAGGUUGUUUACUCUCUACCAGAAUCUCACUUCCACGUUAUACAGAGAAGUCUGUUAUUAAUUUUUAGUGAAUUAGCGUCUGCGAAUCCUGUUCUUGAAAUAGGCCGGAUGUUUAUCAACGGUUUUGGUAACAGUAACAGCAGGUUGAUGCCAGAAAUGCCUUCAGCGGAAAGGUGUACUAUGACGUCUGGCACUCGAUCUGAUUUCAAUAUUUCCUCUAGAGAGAUAGAAAGUUUGGUUUUGGAGAUAAAGGAAAACCUCAGGCUCUCCACUGGAUCAACCACUAUCCCUUACCAGGCUCUACCACGCAGUCAGUGUUCAAGGAAAUCAUCUAGAGCAUCUCCUUAUAGUAGGCCUGUGAUUUGUUAUAAGUGUGGACUUUAUGGACCAAAUUGUUGUUUGAGAUCUAAAAGGAAACAGCCAGAAAUGACAAGUAAUGAAGACCCAUAUGAGUUCCUUCAAAAAUUAUUGAAAGACGGGAGUCUGGUUAAUGAAGCUGUGAAAAGAGUCCAACGAGGAUUUACCCCAAAGGAGGAUUUUUAUUAUGAUUCCGAUGAUGAUUGUAGAAGCCCUAUCUUUCGAUUUAUACCCAAAGAGAACUAGAUUUGACUUGAAUAAUUCUAAGUAAUUUAUUGUUCCUGUACUGUAAGUGAUGUGAAAGUUGUCUCAGAUGAAUAGCCAAAUGAAAAAAGUAGUACAUAAUAUAGUGAAUAAUGAGCAUCAAUUUCUUUCAAAAAUUCAAUUUGGCUUCUGAAACCUCUCCAUAAUUCCUAGUAUUAUUUCGAAUAGUAGCCCUGGAGCAUGCAUACUAUUAGGGCUCACAAAAUAAAAUGAUGUCUGUGAUUCUGGCUCAGAUUCUGUUGAAGAUUUGUGAUGUGUAUCAAAAGCUUGAUAGUUUUCUUUGAUUCAAAUAUUAUAUAGGGUCACUGACUAAUGACUAAAGUGAUCUGUAGUCAAUGGUAGUUUGGUUUUAUGAUUUAUUAUGAAUGUAUAACUAUAAUUCAAGUAUUUUGUUAGAAAAUCUUGAGUAAUUUGAAUAAAUCCUUAUUUUAUACAGUUAGUAAUAUUCAUUUUGUAUAAGGAAUAAAU